UUUUUCAAUACGGAAGGGUUCACUUAUUGGGCCGGCUGGGUGUGAGCAAAGUUUUUUUUAAACGCCCAACACAUAGGUUUUUUUCACAUACCCACUUUACUCCCGAUCGAUUUUCUUCAAUUCGAGAGCUCUACUCGCACUAACCCUAUACUUCAAGAUCCGUCUUCUCCAUCUUCUGCCAGACCAGAGAUGGAUCGAUUUACUCCAUCGUUGCCUUACUCCAUCACUGUACUCCAUCGCGACGGUCGACGAUAUCAUCGAGGACGUAGAUCCAGCAGAAACGGUCGAUGAUUUCGAGCCUGGAAGAGUCCCAGACGGUGUGUGGCCGUCGUUCUUGGUCCGGCCGAGUGACAUCGCACGUCUCCUCGCUGGUUCUUCUUCAUCAGCGAUUAUCAUCUAUUCCAGCAACCUGCCCCCCGACCUAGCUAAUUGACAGACUAAGUCGAUGAUUUUUCUCCUUUUGGGAAUACCAGCCGAUGAACGGAGAUGGUAGCCAGCAGAAUGAGGAGUAGAUGUUGUUGGUUACUAACUAGCAGCAGGAAAAAGAAGGUUAGGUGCUUUGUAAGUCUUGUGAGGAGGAAGGUGCAGCUGAUUUUUGCCAGUGAGAAGGAUGACCUCUGUACUGGUGCAGCCUCACAUGGGCAGCUUUGUAAAGUUUAACGAUGCAUCUGAAGAUGGACGAACCAUGUUGCUGCAACAAACAAUUCAACAAUCAAUGAACUCGCUGCCGCAUCAAACCAUUGGUUUGUUCUUUAUCGGUUUUUCAUGCUUCUAGAAAACUUAAAGCCAUAAAGGGUUGUGUGUACGUGAUUAUAAAGAGUUUCCAUGAAUUAGUCAAAGCUUCAAUGGUGUCUUGGAGAUUUUGUAAGUUGUUUAUAAAACUAAAUUGUCACCUUCUACUUGAUGUUUGAUGUUUGAUGUUUCUGCUUCAAUUUGUGUUUCCUAGAUACAUAAAGUUUGAUUAGAAGUUAAACCAAGGAAUAUAUACAAUAACAAUUGGCAAAACUAUGCAAACAUUAUAGCAUUAACUUGAUGUUACGUAGACAUAAUCAUGAUUCUUAAUUUAUCUUUGAGAAAAAAUAAGAGAUGGAGUGUGACUUAUAUUUCAUUUACAAUAAUAGUUGACUUUGCUACUUGAAAAGGCAUAGGUUGAAAAAAACUAAGAGUUGGGCUGUGAUUUUUAUUCCAUUUUUUAUCAGUUUCUCUACCUUCCUAUCUUAUAUACAUUGUUUUAGCACACUUUCUUUUAUUUUAACUUGUGUUUUGUUGUUUUGACUUAUGCUUGAAGGGGGCUGCACACUUCAACUUGAAUUUAGGUGAUCUCUUCUUGGAAACCUCUAUUUACCAGAUUAUCUUCUUUAUUUUUUUGAGAACCUCCUUCAAUUUGACUGAUAAAGAGCACAUUUUUCUCAUUUUAAUGAAAACCAUAUCUGGCACGCUGGCACGCUGGCAUGCUGGCACUGAUGCCUAAGUUUGCUUCAGUUACCGAAUCUUUGUGGUGCAUGACAUUUGUAUUCGUUGACCAUUGGUUCAAAUAUACUCAACCAUGUGAAAACAUAUACUAUUAAUAUAUUCUUGUGAUUGUAAUGCCAUGCAGCCCUGACAAGACCCUAUCAAUGUUUUAAAACUAGGCUGGACCAGCUGGUUGGAUUGGUUACUAGAGGUGAUGGUAAGAGGUUAGGUGAAGCCUGAAGUAAUGUGGGGGGAAGUGGCCGGAACGUCUUCAUACCCAAACCACUUAGACUAAUCGCCGGAUCACUCCAGAAAAGUCUCUCAUAUUCGCAGGGAGGAUAAGUAUGAAUUGGCGGCCUGUGAACUUUCUAUCUCAAUGUUAGCAAUUAAUUGUUUGCAAGGCGCAAACCGAUAGAAAACGAAGGAUCUUGUUCUUCAUUCGGAAUUGAAUUCUUCCUUUCCAGCAUUCCAAGCUUUCAUGUCAAAGACAAACAUGGCUUCUUCACAUUCAACUGAAAACUGCCUUGGAUGGGCUGCCAGAGACCCAUCCGGAGUUCUUUCUCCUUACAAUUUAAGCCGCAGGGUUACCGGGAGUGAUGAUGUUUCGCUAGAUAUUUCCUAUUGUGGCAUUUGCUAUGCUGAUGUGGCGUGGACAAGGAGUCUUCAUGGGCCUUCCAAGUAUCCUUUAGUGCCUGGACAUGAGAUUGUAGGAAUUGUGAAAGAGGUUGGCUCCAACAUCCAGUGCUUUAAAGUGGGUGAUGCUGUGGGAGUUGGAACUUACGUCAACUCAUGCAGGGAGUGUGAGUACUGUUAGGAAGGGUUAGAAAAUGAGUGUUCAAAGGGAUGAUACUCAAGUUACUAAGGGAGGAUACUCAAGUUACAUUGUUGUUCAUGAAAGGUACUGCUACAAAAUUCCCGAAAGCUACCCUCUUGUAAUGGAAGUUCAAUAAAAGGCCAUCAUAUAGUCUUGAUUGAUGAAAAAAAACACUUUGCAGGUGAUGACUUAAUUUUGUGCAGCAUAAAAUGUGAUGUCUAAGUAUAUUAGAAGAAAUGUGAAGGCCCU
Messenger RNA from Cuscuta epithymum, 2515 nucleotides. The record is from the annotation of a GenBank genome assembly. NCBI's taxonomy places the organism in Eukaryota, Viridiplantae, Streptophyta, Magnoliopsida, Solanales, Convolvulaceae.